CGUAUUCAUAGAUUCAAAUAUAUGACAGAAUGGCAAAUAUAUCAACAUAUUAUGCGACGCGGGAUUAUACUAUGCCUGCCAUUGACCGACGCAUUUCUGAUUUACUCAAAAGGAGAAUCGGAGCCAAAGAAGGUCUACCAACAGAGAGUAUGAAGGAACGCUUGGCAAAGUAUAAAGAAAAUCGUACUGCAAGGCAAGCACUAUUAAAAACAACGCACCAGCAUGUGUUGGAAAUGGUUGCAUACAUUUUGAACACAGAUCCAGGUCUUCUGGAGGAAGGCAUUCUUGAUAAAGACGAGUAUGUGAAUACCUUCAGUAGUUUUUUUGUGGAAGGCGGCAGACAAGCAAUUGUAAUAUACUACCAAAUGAUGCCACCUCCGCCACUUGAGUCUGGACGAUGGAGUGCGGCACUUGCAAAAGAGCCGCAGGUAUUACGUUGUUGUGUGACAGAUGGAUCCACUGAUAAAUUCUGUGGCAAAUGUGUCAUUGUCUAUCGUUGUCGAUCUAACGUUGAUUUCGAAAUGAAACAAUUACUCGAAGUAAGAAUUCAAACCCAGAAGUUGCUUAACACAUUCACUGCAAAUGGCCCAACGGUUGGGUCAAGCUACUCGGCUAAGAUUAGGGUUUGGCCGUUCGAUGGUGUUGAGAAAUGA
Molecule: messenger RNA, 653 nt
Organism: Diprion similis
Lineage: Eukaryota; Metazoa; Arthropoda; Insecta; Hymenoptera; Diprionidae
Exons: 3
Coding region: 30-653 (207 amino acids)
Source: RefSeq, a predicted model, not a curated record